Messenger RNA from Cimex lectularius (bed bug), 2963 nucleotides. Its product is annotated as LON peptidase N-terminal domain and RING finger protein 3. The transcript has 8 exons. The coding region runs from base 47 to 1972 and encodes 641 amino acids. Gene Ontology annotation, molecular function: protein binding. NCBI's taxonomy places the organism in Eukaryota, Metazoa, Arthropoda, Insecta, Hemiptera, Cimicidae. The record is from RefSeq and is a predicted model, not a curated record.
GCGAACUGGCUGAAGCUGCUCCUCGUCCCGCUUUAGUUCAGUUGUCAUGUUGGCUAUGAAAGGGCAGGAUUUCCAGGAGCCGCAAAUAGCGGGUUGGCCUCGUUUUGCCCCAGGGAGACUCCGCCAGCUCGGCACCGCCCUCCUCGACUCAGUGUCCGGUUGUGUACAGCCCCAGUGUCCGCCCCUGUCUUGCCCCCAGUGCCAGUGGAUACCUUUCGUGCCGGUCACUCUGCCCUGCGGACACACGGCAUGCAAACCGUGCCUGUCCGCCUCCGACCUCUGCCCCCAGUGCGCCGCCCCCUUGCCCCCCAGACUCGAGACGAACGUCCUCCUCAAAGCCGUGGUCGAGAAGUGGUGGGCGCCGCAGCUGGAGGCGGCACGCAUCAAAGUCGAAGCCGAUGCCCUCCUCGCCAACAACUUUCUGGACCUAGCCCUGGACAAGUACAACACCGCUUUGCAUAUGUCACCCCAAGAUCAUCUACUCUUGGAAGCCAGAGCUAGCGUACUGCAAAAACUGAACCGCCUAGAAGAGGCUCUACAGGAUGUCAAUUUUCUUACAAGUUUAAGGCCGCUUUGGGCCAAAGGGCAUUAUAGAAGAGGGAUGGUUUUAUCGAGCCUUUGUCAAUACGAAGAAGCCCUACUUUCCCUUUCACUUUGUGUAGCACUUGGAUCGAACUCUGAACGGGUCAAAAACGAGUUUGUUAAAAUACUUAAUAGGUUCCUAACUCCGCCAUUAGGCACUUGCAAGAACGUACUAAUAAAAAAGAGUGCCCCAAUCAACCCCUGGUGGUCCAUCGACUUCAACAUUUUGGAGCUAUCGCCUAAAACUGAGGAACAUUGUAUUGAUAAUUUUAGUAAAUCAGCAAUGUCAAAUGCUCCAAUGCUGGAAAGUAAAAAACUUCAUCUAUUACUUGACAGAAUAUUUGAAGAAAUAGAAAUAACUAAAAAUCUACAAAUUGAAGGAAGGAAUAUUAUUGUUAGGAGAGAUAUGGUCGAUGCUGAAGAUUUUGAAUGUGUCCUUUGCUGUAGAACUCUCUGGAGGCCUGUAACCACACCGUGCGGUCAUACUUACUGCCUCAUGUGUUUGGACCGAUGUCUAGAUUACAGUUCAAACUGUCCACUGUGCAUGACCUCAUUGUCCCAGUACCUUGGGGCGAGUGAGAAAGUAGUCACUGAGUUUCUUGAAGUGGCUCUCGCUCUAGCACUGCCAUACGAAUACGCACUGCGACUCAUGACGCACAGACAAGAAGUGUCUGUUCUAGUGCAUGCUCCGGAUGUGCCGAUUUUUGUAUGUACUACGGCUUACCCGACUGUCUCAUGCCCAUUGUUUGUGUUUGAGCCGAGGUACAGACUGAUGGUGCGAAGAGCGAUUGAAAGUGGUGGUCGGCAAUUUGGUAUCGCAGCAUGCACCCACCAGCACAACGGCGUUAAAAGAUAUGCUGAAUAUGGAACUAUGUUGGAAAUAAAAGAUAUCGUACUAAUGAAUGAUGGCUGUUCAAUCCUGAGUAGUGUUGGUGGUAGGAGGUUCAGAGUUAUUUCUAAAAAUGAACGGGAUGGCUAUGAUACUGCCCAAGUCCAAUACAUCGUCGAUGACCCUAUACCUCAGCAGUCCUACCAAGAAUUAACUCUCCUUCAUGACACAGUAAGGAAACGAGGAAAAUAUUGGUUUUCAAAGAUGAGUCAAGACAUGCAGAUGAAGAUUAUAAGGACUUUUGGAGAAAUGCCGCCUUUAGAGUCUAAUUGGUUAAGCCUGGAAGACGGGCCUGCAUGGGCUUGGUGGCUUGUUGCCAUACUGCCUCUAGGACAGCAUUUACAAAUUGGAAUACUUCGAACUACGUGCCUCGAAAAACGCCUCAGAGCGAUCGACAAGACUCUGAAGCACUUUGAAGAAUCGCCUCACAGCAUUGAAGCAGUUACCAGCUCUCAAGAGAACUCACUGAAGAGGGGAAUACCCUCGAUGAGGCUCACUUGACACCACAAACAAAACAAAAAGCCUAACGUUUAAUGUAUUAUAAAAAAAAAUGUUAAUAAGUAAUGCAGUAAUAAUUUUCCAAAACAUUUUUAGAAGGCAUACUAUUAUAAGGAUCUCUUUAAAUAAAACUUUUAUUAUACAAAUACUAUGUAUUUGACUCUUAAUAUGUGUUAAUUUACUUUUUUCUAGUUAUACUGCUUUGUUUUAGUUAAACAUACUUUGAAAUGUUUUUCUAUAAAACAAGAGAUUUAUAUAAAUCAGAUAAAUAUUUAAAAAAACGUAAAAUCAACUUAAAAAAAGCUAAAAGUGUAAGAGAGUCAUUGCACCCACCUAUUGCUUUAAAUUGGUUAAAAUGUGAUGGAAUAAUUUAUGGAUUGUUUGUUUGCUAUGGUAUGUUUUUUGCUUUGGUUUAUUUAUAAGUAUUUAUUCAUUUUUAGUUAAGUUUAUUCAACUAUUAAAAUAAAGGGCCUUCCUUUAUUGCUUUUUCUUUACUUUCCUAUUUUUUUUCUUUAUAUUUUACAUUUAUUAAAGAGAGUGUGCACAAUAACAAGAAAUGGUGCUAUGCAAACUGUGAAAAUACAUUCCUUUCUUCUUUAAACUCUUUUUUGGGGGAAGAAAAUAAAUUCAGAACAUGUUAAUUUAUUUAUAACUCUCAAAACGUUGUAAUAUCCAGUCUGUAAAAGAAAAAUUUGUAUAUUUUUUAAAUUCAAAUAACUUUAGACAAAGCUUUUAUAUGUAAUAAAUUGGCUGUGAUGAUGUUUUUUCACUGGUAUAACAUGUUUUAAAGAGGAGAAAACUGUAUUUAAAAUUUAAAUUAAAAAUCCUUUAUGUACUCGACGUAAAAAGUGGAGUAAUUAAAAAAAAAAUUUAUAUUUUAUUAUUUUCUAUUGUUUUGAAGGUGUCAUUUAAGAAUCUAUUGUACAAAGAAUUGCCAUAAAUGUAACAUAUGAGAAACGACUCAAAGUGUAAUAUAGAUUUCUUUUUUUGUUUA